Molecule: messenger RNA, 567 nt
Organism: Nerophis lumbriciformis (worm pipefish)
Lineage: Eukaryota; Metazoa; Chordata; Actinopteri; Syngnathiformes; Syngnathidae
Source: RefSeq, a predicted model, not a curated record
AUGGCAUCAGAGCACGACCGAGCAGUCUUGCAGGCUAUUUUCAAUCCUAACACCCCGUAUGGCGACGUCCCUGGGCUGGACCUGGAGCAGGAAUUAACGGAUGAUGAAAGCUCCUUUGAUGCAGACUUGCUGAGGCAAGUAAAAAACUUGGAGAGUCGUGGAGUCUCUGCGGCCGAGGCGGGGGACUUGCGGGAGGCCCUUGAGCUUUUCGACCAGGCCGUACAAGUUCUGCCCCGGCGUGCGUCAGCUUACAACAACCGGGCACAGACACUGCGACUCCAAGGAAACACAACAGGUGCUCUGGAGGACUUGGACCGCGCCAUCUCCCUGAGCGAGGGCAGGGGUCGGACAGCCUGCCAAGCGUUAGUCCAACGGGGCCUCCUGCGUAGGCUAGCGAGCCAAGACGACAAGGCCCGGGAGGACUUCCAGAAGGCGGCAGCACUUGGCAACGAAUUCGCCCGACAACAGGUGGUGCAGCUGAACCCGUACGCAGCACUUUGCAACAAGAUGCUCUGCGAGGUCAUCGGAAAGCUGCGUAACCCAGACAUCGGCGAGACCAGACUGUAG